AGUUUGUAUUGAAAAGUCUCAGAGAUCGCACGCGAGAUAACAUCGAUUAUUAUACAAGUGCAAUUUGGUUAUUUUUUUAUUAUUAUUAUUAUUAUUAUUGUUCAUUCGUUUUCGAUAUAUCGAUCGAGAAUGAUAUCAGUUUCUUGGAUUAUUUGGUUUCUUGCUAUAGGAGUUAAUGCGGCAAUGAAUCAAGGUCUUGCGAACCACCCGACGGUUGUGAAGGUCUUCAGAAACCACACGGUUUUGCUACCCUGUUAUGUGCAAGAUCUUGGGGUGCCAACCAGAGUAAAAUGGUGGGGAAAUGGGAUUUCUUUGGCUGACAGCGAUGAUCCCAAUCUGGUAACACCCGAAAGAAUUCGACUAUGGUCUAACAGAAGCUUAGAAAUUUCUAACAUUCAACCAGGAGAUAUGGGAGAAUACGUGUGCCAGGCGUCUCGACCAACUCCUUGGGGAUAUGUUACGCGCGUCUACGAUAUCCAAGUUUUGUAUCCAGCGAGUAUUCGCACAAUACCGGAAUCCGGUGUACUGGAAGUCAAUUUAAAAGAAGAAGUCAACAUGGAGUGUGUCCCAAAUGGUAUCCCCACGCCAGUCGUUUCUUGGUGGGCCAAGGACGGUGAGAUACCAUUGUUAACCAACAGACCACAAUUAAGAUUUUACGUGGAUCAUCGUAAUCGUUCAGGACAAUACACCUGCAUCGCAAACAAUGGUAUCGGUGAUCCAACCUCGGCAACGAUCGAUCUUCGCGUAAAAUAUAAGCCUGAAAUUAUUGUACAGAAGCCAUGGGUUCAUGCGUCCCCUGGAAUUCGUACCCAAUUGGAUUGCAAUGUUAUUGCUUGGCCUGAUCCUGAAGUUGAAUGGUUCUUUACGAACACAACGGUACCCUAUUCAACGAGAAUAGUGAAGCAUAGUACAGGACAUAAUCACAGUUUAGUGAUAAGAAACGUGAUGACGAAAGACUAUGGAUUUUACUUAUGCAGAGCAUGGAAUUCCUUGGGAAUAACUGAGGCAGUCAUCCAAUUGUCGGGAGCCGCGAAUCCUGCUGUUUUCAAAGAAGUUAAAAGUAUAUCAAAAACUGCAUACAAUUUUAUUUGGGAAGUCGAUUGUUAUACUCCUAUCGUUGAGUAUCGAUUCUCAUUUCGUCGAUACAGAAAAUACAUACGCGAAGAUGAAGAUUCUCAUACGAUUACGACAUACAAGUGGCACAGAUUGUAUAUACCGAGUGGAAGCAAUGCUAUUGGUCCUGUACAUGCUCGAUCCUUUAAUCUAACAGGAUUGGAUGAAGCCACUCAUUACGAAGCUUUCGUGGUUUCAAGAAAUCGUUAUGGUUUGAGUAGGGCAUCUAAAAUCAUCAAAUUUGCUACGGAAGGUGCUCCUCCUGAUGCUGAAGACUAUUACAAAACUACCAAAGAAGUGCCAGAAGAAAAGAUCAACACUGUCAUACAAAUGGCCUCGAUGUCUCAACAAUCUAGCGUGGAUAACAACAAUGGAUGCACUUCUAUGAUGAAGAAAAACAUUGCUCUUGUCGUAUUUUUCUCUUUGUUUUGUUCUAAUAUAAGGUUAUUAUAGGCUGUUCUCUUUCGAUGGACAACUACUGAGACUUAUCUUCCUGUUAUUUUUACAAAAAUGAAAAAAGAAACAAAGAAAAAAGUUGACACGAAUAGUUCGAAGCGCGGAUUAAAAAUAGAACCAUAACCAUCUUCAUCCUAUAUUAGGAUAGAUGACAAUCACUCUUUUAUAUAUAACUAAAAAUAAAUUAAUAUUAUUUUAUAUCUACAAAUACUUACAUAAAAAUGUAUUAUUACUCUAUUUCUUUGGAAUUAAAAAUAAAAGAUUUUAUUAUUUAAAUAAUAAA
Messenger RNA from Polistes canadensis, 1852 nucleotides. Its product is annotated as limbic system-associated membrane protein-like. Gene Ontology annotation, biological process: homophilic cell-cell adhesion; synapse organization. Gene Ontology annotation, cellular component: axon; neuronal cell body; plasma membrane. Gene Ontology annotation, molecular function: protein binding; axon guidance receptor activity. The transcript has 10 exons. NCBI's taxonomy places the organism in Eukaryota, Metazoa, Arthropoda, Insecta, Hymenoptera, Vespidae. The coding region runs from base 130 to 1566 and encodes 478 amino acids. The record is from RefSeq and is a predicted model, not a curated record.